AUUUGUCUUUUUUACCCCCUGAUGUCAUGUCGGCAAGAACGGUCGAAAAAGCAGUAACUGAUUCCACCAGACCAACUUCAAAAGUACUAGAGGCUAGGAAACGUCGCAAGGAAUCACCACCCGCCAUUGCGAACUCUUAUUCGCCAUCGACAAAGCGGCAACGCCAAAGCAAUGUACUAGAAAGCUCGGAUUCUGAACUAAGUUAUCACACGGACAUUAGUGAUAGUGAUUCUGAUAGUGAAGAUGGGGGUCAGAACCAAGGGGAGACAACAGAAAAAGAUAAAAGGGCACAAACGACAUCCGUGGGAACGAACCCUAAACCUAUGCGAAAGCCUCGGUCCAAACGUGGCAAGUACAAACCUCGGCGUGCAAAGGGAUGGGAAUCAUACUUUAAAAGCCGACAACCUACUGUCUCGCAAGAUGGGUGUGUGGUUGUUGAUCAUAAACUUGAAGACACUAGAACAAUUCCAACAGCGCACAGGUGGUGCAGAAUCCUGCGAAAGAAUACUCGUUCAACGAGUGUACAAGCCCAAAGUUCUUUGAAACCCAUCCGGAAAGAUUCUCGUAGAAAGGCAGGUGAAGGGGAAGGCCUUGAUGAGGAUGAUGAUAGUGACGAUGACAAUGAUAAUUAUGGUGAAGAUGAAGAUGACGACGAAGAAGUUUAUGAUAGCAGCGAUUAUAGUGAGUUCGAUGAGGACAACGAAGAGGUUGACAAGAAUAGAAGGAAGCACGAUGGAGAGCAAGAAAUCGAUAGAGCUUUUAUUGGAAACAAAAUUAAUAAGGGUUCUCUCUUGCCUAAAGCAAAGGAAGCGCUGGAUAAUGAGUUGAAAUCAGGGGUGUGGCCAGACUGGUUGCUUGACCCCCCUCCAAUGCAAUACCCAUAUUUGCAACAUGCGUUUCCUUAUGACAAAUACACUCCACCAAGGAACCGAGUUUCAACAUCUUGGCAAGAUCCACAGACGCCAUUGAGCGCAGACUGGUAUGGUUUACAAGGAACUAUCCAUGCAGAAGAUAUUUUUUCACGAGAGAAGCUUGACUACGCGGCAAAAGUGAUCAAGAACAUAGAUGUUGAGAGAGCGAGCCUCCGAAUGGAGAUGUAUUAUCAUAGGGGCUUCGAGCUAGCUUCGAGGAGAUUACUGGACCGAGUUAGACAAAAGAAUCUUGUUCAAGAGAAACCUAAGGUACCGGACGGACUACAAACUUAUAGUAUGAGGCCCACUGGAUUGACAAACGAGUCUCAGCAACACGAGCAAUCCUUCACAGAAUCCUCUCCACAACCAAUCGAGACAGAGCCUCCGUCCGCAGCAACAGCACGUCCACCCACUUUGCUACCUUUAUCCCAGAGGAAUGGAGGCGAUACUCCAGACACUACUAUUUCAUCCACUCCAUCGACUGUUAAUCCAGGCGAGAGCGAAACUAGCGCGAAUGUGGCUGAGACUAUUAAUACUUCUGAUGAGCCUGAGCGCAUGCGUGCAGAUACGCAACCGAAGUUGGAAGAUUACUAUCAGGUUAACACUUUCCUAUCGUCACUUUUCCAGCAAGGAUCAGGCGAGGGAUCUGAUCUCCCUGUGCCGCUCAGCCCAGCUGGUUGUCGCAUUCUCCAAACAAUGCUGACAGGGUUAGAAAACAAAGUGAUGAGGAUGGGCUGCCACUCGCAACGAAUGGAACUCACGAGGCGGCUUGGUCAAAUUGAAUUGUAUUCAGCGGUAGCUGAUGCCGCCAAGAAAGCUGCUGCUAAACAGGCAGGAAAGAGCCAAAUGCAACAAGAGCAACAGGAGUUAUUAACAGGGUCUGUUAUGGAAGAUGCAGAGUCCGUGGCACUGCCGCCUUUAUCUGCUAAAAAUUCAAAGAGGCGAUACUUUAAGCGUAUCUUCAAUAGGCAAGACAUGGAUGAUUACGUGGUCAAGGUUAGCAGGAUGCUCUAUAAAGUCGAUCGGCAAAAGACCGUAUCCGACCAACAAGGACUGUCGGGUUUAUUGUCAUCAUCUGCCUCAAAUCAGAUGCUUGGUCCUACUUCAAUGAAUGAAUCUGUAUCAACAGAGACUGGACCAGAGAACACGUUGAGCAGAGCUGAAUCAACGGCGAAUGACAGCGAAGAUGUUGAGACGUCGGAGAUAGGAGGAUUAUUUACAACGAAACCAUUUGUUUCUAAUCCACUAAAAAUUCCCACAACUAUGGACCCUUUCUACCAGGCGCGUGAAGCCUUGGUUAAACAGAUGGAAAUACUUGCAGAGGAUAAUGAAUCAAUCAUCGAUUCAGAUGGCCUUGAUCUCUCUUAACAGAGCAUUUUAGCUGAUAUCGAUAUCCAUACAGCUUUAGUACCAGUAUCAACAUCAGCAUUAGCAACAACCUUAUCAUCAC
Molecule: messenger RNA, 2361 nt
Organism: Lobosporangium transversale
Lineage: Eukaryota; Fungi; Mortierellomycota; Mortierellomycetes; Mortierellales; Mortierellaceae
Exons: 2
Coding region: 27-2279 (750 amino acids)
Source: RefSeq, a predicted model, not a curated record